Geodia barretti is the source of this 828-nucleotide messenger RNA. The record is from the annotation of a GenBank genome assembly. NCBI's taxonomy places the organism in Eukaryota, Metazoa, Porifera, Demospongiae, Tetractinellida, Geodiidae.
UUGUGCUUGCCGCGAGAGGUAUCGGAAGACUGUUUCAUCGCAGGGGAGCGAGAGCCCAGUGAAGAGCAAGACGCCUUUGGCGAAACAGAUUCUGCGUAUGAAAGCACCCUCGCUGACAACGACUCUUCGAGGCCGGAGGCAGAAAUUGACGAUCCAGGCGACAACUACAAUCGUCCGGUUUCAAGAUUCGCAAUGGCGGUCGCCACCGCCCCACUCUCAAUAGAAUCCACCAUUGGUGAGUCCCCACCGGACGGUGCCUCGCGUACUGCGAACCCAGAGGACGCCGCCAUUGCCGAACUACUAGAACGAGAGGAAACCAGUAUGCAAGCCAAUACGGAUUUCGAUUUUGGAUAUUCCCGCGAAGCCAAUGGGGCCGUGCUCGCUGACGCCGAGACACACGAGUAUGGCGUAGAGCUCGAACACGUCAACGGUUCCGGCUUCGACGACUUUGACAGCGGAGAAUACCAGGAAGUCGAAUCCGUUUCAGAUAUUUCACAGCAGUACGACCAGCAAGAGGAAGAGGGAGGCUUUUCAGGUCUGGCGGUGCGACUUCUCGGCAAGAACAGAGAGCAGUGGGCGAAGCCGUCAAUCGAGAUGCUGGAGAGUGUGCAGGACCGUGGCGUGCCGGAGGACCAGAUCCGUGAGACUGCGGAGACCAUUCGCCAGACGUUUGCGGAUUACGAUAUUGAGGUGGAGAUCGGCAAUAUCAAGUACGGACCUACGGUCACGAUGUACGGAAUAAUUCCCGGCUGGGUGAGGCGAUACAAGCAGGUCAAGCUCGAGGACGAGUUCGGCAACCCAAUAAGGACCAGAAUGGCAAGCAGGUAG